Messenger RNA from Equus quagga, 1000 nucleotides. It is a transcript of the gene PHF5A, whose product is annotated as PHD finger protein 5A. Gene Ontology annotation, biological process: mRNA splicing, via spliceosome. Bases 88 to 420 code for a protein of 110 amino acids. The transcript is spliced from 4 exons. Gene Ontology annotation, cellular component: precatalytic spliceosome; catalytic step 2 spliceosome; U12-type spliceosomal complex. NCBI's taxonomy places the organism in Eukaryota, Metazoa, Chordata, Mammalia, Perissodactyla, Equidae. The record is from RefSeq and is a predicted model, not a curated record.
UCACAGCGACCAGGAGGCAGGAAUAAUAGGGGUUAAAGGUCGGACGGAAGUUCACCAAGCUUCCGGUGGCCGACUUGAGUGCGAGCUAUGGCUAAACAUCACCCGGACUUGAUCUUUUGCCGCAAGCAGGCUGGUGUUGCCAUCGGAAGACUGUGUGAAAAAUGUGAUGGCAAGUGUGUGAUCUGUGACUCCUAUGUGCGUCCCUGCACCCUGGUGCGCAUAUGUGAUGAGUGUAACUACGGCUCUUACCAGGGGCGCUGCGUGAUCUGUGGAGGCCCCGGCGUCUCUGAUGCCUAUUACUGUAAGGAGUGCACCAUCCAGGAGAAGGAUAGAGAUGGUUGCCCAAAGAUUGUCAAUUUGGGGAGCUCUAAGACAGAUCUCUUCUAUGAACGCAAAAAAUAUGGUUUCAAGAAGAGGUGAUUGGUGGGUGGCCUCUUCCUUCCCCCAUCAAGCUGCUGCAGCUGCCAGAAAAGACACCUACUACUGCCAGCAGAAAGGGAGCGGAGUGCAGAGCAUCACCUGAAUUGCUUGCCAGUACACUGGCACCUUUCCGCCCUUUCCUCUCCUCUCACCCAGACACGUGGUAGGAAUGGAAAAGGAUUCUUCACAGAGCACUCUGGCAGCCUGUAUCAGGAAAUUGGAUACCUUCGUUCAUGGUUUGUCUUCACUUCAGGGAGCAGGGCUCUGCUUGCCACAUUGCUAAGUUCUCUCUACACCAAGACCUCCUAAAACAGUAAUAAUAUCAUUUCAGUCUUCUGUUUGAGGAGCUGACUGUGCAGCCACCCACGGUGAGGAACUUGUUCUUGCAGCAGCUCUGAUGGUUGUUGUCCUUGAUGAAACACCUGCAUUGGGGGAGGGGAAGCUCUCCCAACAAUAAACAUGGACAUUUAAUCUUAUAACACUUUCCAGGGGCUGCUGGUUCAUGUUAUUUUUCUUCUAAGAAAUUGGAAACCCUUUCUGUUGCUGAUGUAUCAAUAAAGUAGGUGUUUAUUUUCUGGUA